Cladocopium goreaui is the source of this 1073-nucleotide messenger RNA. The record is from the annotation of a GenBank genome assembly. Lineage: Eukaryota; Dinophyceae; Suessiales; Symbiodiniaceae.
GUUGGAAGUGAAGGUGAAAACCAGACAGUGCCAUGCACUCGUCUGAAAUGGAGCUGUUUCUGGUCUGCUUGGAACCAAUUCUGCAGUUUUCAGAAUUCAGGGAAAUUCAACAGAUGCAGAGUUCUUCCAGAUGCUUGUCUCGAGAUGCAAAGAACCACUUGAAGAUCAGAUGCCGAAGUGUCUUGAAAGGCCUUCCUCAUGCAGCUCAAAUGCACUACCGCCAGCUUUUCGACUGCGAUGACUGCGACGACUGCUCGGACAGCUCGGACAGCUCAGCUUUUCGCAUUUUGUUGAGGCGUCAGCUUUUGAUCGACGUGGAUGAAGCCACGCAAUUUGGGCAGUGGCGGACUCAAACGGCCGUGGCUCGACUCAUGACAGGCGUGAGUCUGGACGGCACGGACGUGUUUGCCGCGGUGAAACGUGCCUUCCUGGCGAGUCAAGUGGUGUCUCUGUCGAGAAAGAAAGAUGUUGUUUCGUGGAUGCACGUCUUGGGCGCUCUGGAGGAACAGGACCCGCUGCAGGCGAAGCGCCUGGCCGCUGAGGCCUGGGAGGCUCUGGCCGGACACGUCUUCGACGAACUCGACAAACACGACAGGAACGACGCCGCACUUCGACUUGAAGGGCAAAACGAUGCAACCGUUGCAACCGUUGGUGAAGCACUUCCUCCUCUUCCUCUUCCGAGCUUGCUGCUGCUGUGGCUUCAAACAGUUCACUUUGUAAAUGCUUUGGAUGACCAGCCGGACUUAUGGUUGCGCUCUGACUCGUGCAGCGCCUGCAGCGCCGGUCAGCUGUACCGCUGGCUUCAGAUUUUGGAGAAACAAUUGGAGCUUUCGCCCACUUUGGGUCGCUAUGGGCCUUCAGGUGACUCUUCACAGCUUCGCUCUCGGCAUGUUGCCAGAAUCCACGAAAGAAUGAGAGAUUUGAUAUGAUCCGAAUGAUUUCGAAUGAAAAUUCCACGAAUCCAAGUGCGAUUCGAUCUAUUUAGCUUCGGUGAGAAAAUCAUGCUCAUCCACCUCAUCCCAUGUGGAAGCUUUUCCAGUUAGGGAAUUGUGUGUCCAGUUGUGUUGAGAAAA